UGGCGGGAGUUUAUUUGGAGGCGGAAGUUAGUAUAAGCGUUUACUCUAAAUAGCUUUCUUGGCUUCUAAGUUACCCGUUUAGCCAAAAGAAGAAGACGUAAGUUACCUGAAGUAUUGCCGUCUACAACAACUACAAUUUUACAUUUUGGUGAGGUAGCGCGACGAAAAGAGACCAUAUCUACUGGUUUACGGAAUGUUUAGAUUCAGUUCCAACAAAUGAAUAGCCUUUGUUGUAUGAUGUUACCCAAGCAUGCGUAUUUUACCAAGUAGUAUAAAGAAUUAUAAACAUUGCGAGAGGCAAGUAAAAGGAAAAAUAUCGUCAUCUAGGAGCAAUCUCCUGCCUUGAAUUACAGUAACGCUAAAAUCUAACUUAAGGUACUGUUGCAACAUGUCGGACUAUCUAAGUGACCACAACAGCGAUGAAAAUGAAGAUGUAAUCACCUCUGCGGAGCUCAUUGUGAAAUUAGAGGAGGCCUGGCUCAAUGAGAAGUUUUCCCCUGAACUGCUGGAGCACAAGAGCGAAAUUGUGGAGUGCGUCAUGGAGCAAAUUGUGCACAUGGAAGAAAACCUGCAGCGAGCAAGGAAGGGUGAUGUCAAAGCCAACAUUCAUCGAAUGGAGAUUGACCGCAUCCGGUUUGUCCUUAACAGCUUCCUGCGCUCCCGCUUACAGAAGAUAGAGAAGUUCUUCCCUCACAUUCUUGAGAAAGAGAAAAGCCGUGAAGAAGGCGACCCAUCAUACUUGACAGCUGAAGAAUCCAUAUUUGCCAGAGAGUAUCUGGUUAACACAGAGAAUUAUAUGAAUAAAGUGGCUCUGAAACACAUGCCUCCCAACCUGCAGCAUAUGGACAUGCUUAAAGCUGUGCCUAGGCCCUGUCUGGACACUUUUGUAUUUCUUAAUGUGAAAGAGAGACAGGAGAAUAUUCUAGUGGAGCCUGAAACUGAUGAGCAAAGAGAAUAUGUUGUGGACCUGGAGAGAGGAUCUCAACAUCUGAUGCGUUAUCGCACCAUAGCGCCCCUAGUGGCCAAUGGAGCAGUAAAACUUAUGUGAUGGAUACUUGUGUUACUAUACUAUGUGUUGCUGGGACUCAUGAUGACGUUUAUAUUUUGCACUGGAAGUAAAUGAGUUGGUCACAAAAUAAAUAAAAAAUUAUGUCAGAGCCUAA
Molecule: messenger RNA, 1163 nt
Organism: Alosa alosa (allis shad)
Lineage: Eukaryota; Metazoa; Chordata; Actinopteri; Clupeiformes; Clupeidae
Gene: gins4
Product: GINS complex subunit 4 (Sld5 homolog)
Exons: 7
Coding region: 389-1048 (219 amino acids)
Biological process (GO): DNA-templated DNA replication; double-strand break repair via break-induced replication
Cellular component (GO): GINS complex
Source: RefSeq, a predicted model, not a curated record